Molecule: messenger RNA, 3514 nt
Organism: Chlamydomonas reinhardtii
Lineage: Eukaryota; Viridiplantae; Chlorophyta; Chlorophyceae; Chlamydomonadales; Chlamydomonadaceae
Exons: 8
Coding region: 409-2574 (721 amino acids)
Source: RefSeq, a predicted model, not a curated record
GUUAUCAUCGAACUCGAGUUCUUACGAAUCGAUAGCAGUUUGGAAUCGGGUUAAAAAACAUGCGUCGGAGGAUGGACGGGGAGUGUACCAUUUGGAGGGCACGAGUCAGACAGGAUUAACUUCCACGAUGGCUGAGCGCGUUGGCUGCCUCCCUUCAAUCGACCAAUAUAGAAUCUGUUCGUGCGUAUGUAUUCGUUACCAGAGCUCGCGCAAUAGUCGCGCCGUGCCUGAAUCUUGAGGGUGUCGCGGAACGUGCCCUCGACUUGAACAUAACUGAGAAGCGCGCUAUGCUGCAGCACUCAGCGGGCUAUAAACUGUUUCAAUUGAUCACGGCAGUUCUACCUUGCGCGGCGCUCGUCACACCAGUCAGUCAGCAAUUUCCCCUGAAGUGGGUUCUCGCCAAUAGAAAUGCGGGGGCCACUGUGCAUCGCAUUUGCCGUCGCAGCGUUUGUGGCAGCGGCGACGGCACAGAGCAGCUGCCCGCCGGCGCCCGAGGUUACCCGGACCGCCCUUGCCUCAGCCUGCAGCGGCACGUCCGCUGCGAGCCGCGCCAUCGGCUGCAGCAUGUUCGCUCUCUGUAACAACGCAGCGCUGACGCCACCGAUAUUCUCCGCGCUGUGUUCGACGUGGCGGAUUGCGAGCAGCUUGUGCUCGGACGACACGGACGUGGUCGCCGCCGCCAGCGGGCUGUGCAGCGGCAUCCGCGCCGCCUACGUGGAUGACGCGCAGUACAGGUCGUGUCUGCAGCCGUACACAGGCAUCCGCAGCACCAGCGGCAUUCGCGCCGGCCACCUACGCGCCUGCGACGACAUGGCCGGCGAGCCCAUGGGCGGCUGCGACACGUGCGGCACAGCGAGCAGCUGCCCCAACCCGCUGGUGUCUUACGCCGAUGGCUGUAUCGACAUGGACAUGGGCCAGUGCGCCGCAUGGCGCAGUUUCUGCACCGGCGACGCGGCGCCCACCGGGGCCGCCGCAGCCAUGCUGUGCCGCCGCCCCAACAACCGCGGAGGCAUUGUCGCGCCGCCUCUGCCCCCAUCGCCGCCGCCGCCGGCCCUCUCGCCCUCCCCGUCUCCCUCCCCCUCCCCCUCGCCCUCCCCCGCCUCCUCCCCGCCCAUGCACAACAUGAACAUGACAGAUGGCGGCCCCUCGCCGCCCGCCGCACCGUGUGUAGUAGACGGCACGCUGCCCGAGUGCGGCAACUUCUCCUACCCGCACAUGUCCGUUAUGGCCGACAUCAACAACCUGUGUACGGCAAUGGACUACAUGCCUGGCUGCGGCAUCUGGCACGCCUGCGACGCCGGCCUGGUCAGCGGCGACUACUGCCAGCCCUUCACCCUGCUGGCCACCAUCUGUGUGGACAUGCCGACAAUGGCGGGCUGCAGGGCGUACCGCGGGCUGUGCAAGGCCGGCAGUGUGGUGCGGCAGUGCGCCAUCCGCCCCGCCAUCCCGAAGACUCCCUCCACCAAGCAGGCCCAGGCUCUGAUCGACACCGUGUGCAGCACCACGCCCGCGCCCGCCCUGUGCGCCACUUGCAAUCAGCUGGAGUGCUCGGAUUACAUCGGCGCUGUGACGGACGCCUGCACCUCCGCCCCCGACACCGAGGGAUGCGACGAGCUGUAUGAGGGCUGGUGCGCCGCCGCCUCCGCUUGGGAGGGCCGCGGCAACGCCCUCGCUCCCGACGCCAGCUCAAACAGCUCCCUCGCCCACUACUGCGAGUCCAGUGCCGCCUACGCCGCACUGCCUAGCCCCGCGCCCGCCGCCUCGCCGUCUCCCGCACCUGCUCCCACUCCCUCCCCAAGCCCUGACAUGCAUGGCGGCAGCAGCCCCGCGCCCGCCGCCGCGGCCUGCGUGUCCGACCCCACCCGCCCCGAGUGCGCAACCUACGUGUACCCUGACGCCUCCGUGGCUGCUGACGUCACCAGCCUGUGCAACAUGAUGCCGUACAUGCCGGGCUGCAUUAUCCGGGACGCGUGCACGGCCGGCCUGGUCAGCGGCGACUACUGCCGGCCCUUCACGCUGCUGGCCACUAUCUGUGUGGACAUGCCGGGAAUGGCGGGCUGCAGGUCGUACAAGCCCAUGUGUAUGGUGCCCGCCAGCCGCGUGCCGCAGUGCAGCGCGCUCCCCGCCAUCCCCAAGACGCCCUCGACGCUCCAAGCACAGGACCUCAUGGACUCGGUGUGUGCCGCGCCUGUGGGCGCCACCCUGCCCGAGUGCGCCGCCUGCACCCCCACCACCUGCCCUGACCCGCUCACGCCGCUCGCCCGCGUCUGCGCCAACGCCGCCGUCGCCGCCGACGCCGCCGGUGCCGGCUGCGGUGCCUACUUCGAGGACUGGUGUGCCGCGGCCUCGGCCUGGCAGACGGCUGGCAGCGGCAACCUCUCGCACUUCUGCCGUGACAGCAAGGCGUAUGCAGGCCUGGGGUCCAGCCCCGCGCCUUCGGCCUCGCCCAAGCCCGCACCCAACCCCCGCCGCAAGUCGCCGCCGCCGCGCCGCGCGUCGCCUCCACCGCACCGCGCGUCGCCUCCGCCGCGCUUUGUCAAGGCUGGCAAGCGGCAGUCUGCUGCGUCGCUGUGAGCUGUUGUGAAACAAACGCAUCAUGGGAUGGCGGGCAGGAAGGAAGGUGGCUAGACAACAUAGACCGGGAUUAGCUAGGUGUGUGGUGUUCGGAUCGUGGGAUGCAUAAGCAUGGUCCAUUUAAGUACCCAUGCAUGAGGGCUUGUGAUGUGGAUACUGUGCGGGGGUUCGUGUUCAAGGUUGUCAACUUUCCAAUACGAUGUCGUAGUACCAGGUAGCAUUUGAGGUGGUCGGGGUUCCUGGGUCGGGGUUCUGGGCUUGUGGAGUGGUGAAUUGUGCUAAAGUGCUGAUGCAGACCAAGAUGCAGGGCAUGCAGUACGGUAGCCACUAAGCCACGCAUUGCAGGGUGAAGGCGUGUUAUGAUUGGGGAUCUGUUCGUGCGUAUGUAGUCAUCACUAGAGCUCACGCAGUAACUGAUGCGCCACGCCAGGAUCUUGAGGGUGUCGCGGAACGUGCUCGGCAGCUGGUCUGAUGCUAGCUGGCGACUCGUCAGGCACGGACAGCGGGACGCGCCGCAAGGUCACUUGCGGAGCGGCGGCUGUUAGAAGCCGUGUCAUGGACUGGUGGAGGCAGAGCCACGUUGGCAGUUUGCCGCCGUGCUCGCCGAGCCAGUGGCCCUAGGGGCCAGUGGCGCGCUGUCAGCACUUAGCUGACAGCUUACACGUUCGCAUAUAAGUCAUACAUGUACACCUCUCGAGCGUGAUAAGCCCUCACAUGACCCACUGCACCCUUAUCCAGAAUGCACCGCCAUGAUCUUCGUAUGCGUUCAUGUACAACAUGCCACGUCAUGUAAUUUUGUGAGGCGGUGCCCCCUCUUAAGAGAAGUGGGCUGGUGCAGCGGAUUGGUCAGAGGCCCUGCUGUCCCGCUGGCCACCCAACAAAAGCGCCGGCUGGAAGAACCGAAUCCAAGCCCUGAGCGCGGGAAUACAACGCAAACGUG